AAACUUUAUUUGAUACUGUAUUUUAGCAAUAUACAGUGCCACAUAUACGUAUAAACGCACUCUUAGUUUUAAUUUUGCUAACUUCUCUCUUCCUUUGCAUUGCACUAAUUACAACAAAUUCUCUCUCAUAUUGUUUGUUAAACUAACGGAAAUUCGUAUUGAGUGCAAACCCCCACUUUUGUUGUUGUUGUUAUAUUUAAAUCGUUGCAUUUUAAAUCAAAUAGCAAAAACAGGCACAUAUUCGUUUGUUGCUUUGGAAAAAUAUCAGGGUCUAGUACUUGAAGCUACCUCAUUCGAAAAAUCAUUUAAAAAUCAGGCAGUCACUGACCAAUCAACCUGCAUCCAUAGAGCUUGCAAAUUGGAAAUCAAACGUCUGAAAUAUCGAGAUAAGUUCGGUAAACAAUAGUAAUCCAAUGGUAAGCUUUAUACGCGAACUCGUAAACGUUCAAGAGCACUUAAGAGAGCAGCAUUUUAAUAGAAUGUGUAGUUCUACAGCAGACGUCGCAUUAAGCAGACAUUCGAUAUUAAUUUUGCUAAGCCAAGCAACGAUAAUUUUUUGACUUUGUUCAGUGUUCAGAAGUUCAUUAUUUAGCAAACCUAAUAUGGAUUUGACAGGUAAAAAUGUGAUUUAUGAAGGUGGCUUUGGAGGCAUUGGUCAGUGUUGUUUGAGGGAAUUUCUCGAGAGAGGUGUAAAGAGCCUAGUCAUUUUCGAUCUGCAAGAAAAUGCAAACAUUUUGCAAGAGUUAACAAGUUCGUAUCCCGAGGCGCAAAUCUAUUUCGUUCCCUUUGACAUCACUGAUAAAAAUAGCAUUACAGAGGCCUUUAAGAAAGCGGUUGAGAAGAUCGGACACUUUGAUGUGCUGGUCAAUGGUUGUGGUUUGAUGGAUGAUACCAAAGUGGAGUUGAUGAUUAAUAUUAAUUUGAUGGGUUUAAUUCAUAGCACUUUGACGGCUCUACCAUAUAUGGAUAAAUCCAAUGGUGGCCGCGGUGGUCUUAUCAUCAACAUAUCUUCUGUGGCCGGUUUGGAACCAACUGCUGUUGUAGCUGUUUAUUCUGCGGCUAAACACGGUGUGACAGCAUUCACACGAGCCAUGGCGAGUCCCCACUAUUACAAACAUUUCGGAGUCAGUUUCAUCACUAUUUGUCCAGGCAUAACAGAUACAAACCUUGUGGCGAACCCUCACGAGAAGGCAACAUUUAAAUUCGCUGAAGCUUUAGGGGCACGUUUGGCUACGGCCGAGCGCCAAAGUCCCGAAGUGUGCGCGCAGAAUCUGGUGAAACUUGCAGAGACUGGCAAAAAUGGUGGUGUCUAUAUGCUUGAUUUGGGCGAAAUCAAAGAAAUGACAUUCCCCACCAUGUGGGCCCCACUUUUCAACCCUUGAAAGUUUUUGGAAUUCAUUGACAAUUUUAAAUCCCCAUUUAUAUGUACAUAUGUAAACAUCUGAUUAGAGUGAUUAUAUUAAAACAAAAACAAAAAAUAAUAAUAAUAAAGGCAGAUAAAGGCGAAUAAAUGGGAAUAGCAAAAACCGUUUAAGUAUAAAUAUAAU
Molecule: messenger RNA, 1547 nt
Organism: Bactrocera oleae (olive fruit fly)
Lineage: Eukaryota; Metazoa; Arthropoda; Insecta; Diptera; Tephritidae
Product: alcohol dehydrogenase-like
Cellular component (GO): cytoplasm
Molecular function (GO): alcohol dehydrogenase (NAD+) activity
Source: RefSeq, a predicted model, not a curated record